AUGCCACCCUCAAACACAGAGAAGGAGAUCGCGACCCUCCUCCUGUCCCUUGCUGGAUCUAACACCCACUCCAUCUCCCCCUCCCAGGUUGUAUUGCUCGAACGGUCUCUCCUACCCACAUCCCCAAAGUCCGAGCGCUCCCUCGCUUACAUCUGCCUCUCUAAAAUCGUCGAGAAUGCCUCUUCCCGCGGGGAUCAGCGGGACACUUACCUCGCGGAGGUGUUUCAACCCAUCGUAGCGCCUUUUCUAGCCGAAGGAGCCGUCGAGGGGACAGAUGAGCGAUUCAUCCCUCUCAUCACAUUCCUUACGGCACUCUUCCCCCUCGCGUCGGCGGUCUGCGUCGCACUCCUCACUACCCCAUUAUCCAAAGAGGAAGAGGCGCCGGAUGCACUGGCGAUCAUUCUGGAGCUGGCGGAGAUUGACGAGCCUAUCCAGCUCGUACUGGCGGAGAUGCUCGUUGCGGCAACAGGGACGAAGGCGGGGCGGACAAUGGUCCUGGCGAGAGCGAUGCCGUGGUUGGAGGGAGGCCGGCCUAUACGGGGAGACGGAAAGCUAUCUGGGCUAUGCUGCGCAGCGUUCUGUAAGCUUGGGCUGUGGGAGCGGACGCCGGCAGAGGUGGGGUAUGGGAUAGGGAGUGCCGAUCCGCAGGCGGACCCGUCACAUACCGUCAGCGCGACGGAACUCGUCGAUGACAUGCUGGCGUCCCUGGCGCGGAAUCUAGAGUAUCCGUCAAGGGUAUCGGCCAUCAUCGAGGGGUUGGCAGUCAUCUCCACUCGGCCCGCUUCCAAGCGCUACCUCGCUGGAAAGUCGGAUUUCCUCCGUUCCCUCCAGACACUCCUUCCUGCCAUACCUACCCGAGGCGGCUCGCUUCCCGUCACAUCUCGCGGCACUAACUCAUCCCCUGCGCCCAUCGCUGCCGAGCCGGCCGAUACUGCCCUCUGCUACGGUAUCACCACCAUCCUCCUCAAUCUCACAUCGCGGAAACCGGUCCUUUCGGCGGAGGAGGAGCAGAUGGCCAAGCUGCGCGCUAUGGCCGCGUCGGGCAAGAAGGGCGGAGGGGAGAUACGCACCGACCCACUGGAUGAGGCGCCAGAGGUCCAAAAGCGGGUGGGGCAGCUGUACGAUGCGGGUAUCAUUCCUGCGCUGAGCGGGCUGGUACGGGCGGAGAGUCUGCUAUUGAAGCAGUCACUGGGGAAGCUGUGCCUGAAUCUGGUGGAGGACAAGGAACGGCGACUGCAGUUCAUCCGGGAAGGGGGAUACAAGGUGCUUGCCGAAGUCACCCGGAAACUACUGGCGGCGUAUGACGGGACGGCCGAGUCGACUUCCCCCAUCCAUACCCCCUCAGCCGAGAUCGACCUCUUACCCGCCCUCCAAGUGAACGCUAAGCUCAUCAUUACUACCCCGCCCAACCUCCUCUUUCCUCCUCCCCACCUCACCACCUCCCUCAACGCCCUAACGCCAAUGUACACCCUCCUCACGCACCCAUCGGCGACCCUCCUCCAGACCUUCGAGGCGCUUAUGGCGCUCACCAACCUCGCGUCGAUCUCUGCGGACGUGGCGGACCGGAUCGUCACUGCUACGAUCAUCCCGAAGCGGACGGACGAGAUGUGGCGGUCUACGGGGAACGAUGAGGUGCGGAUAGUGGGCAAGGUGGAGGAGAUGAUGAUGGAGGAUAACGAGUUGGUGAGGCGGGCAGCGACGGAGUUGGUGUGUAAUCUGGCGGGGUGCGAGAAGGGCUUCGGGUACUUUUCUGGCGAGGCGGAAGGCAGCGGGAAGACGGGACGGGUCAAGCAGAGAUUAACAUUCUUGCUCGUCCUCACCGAUAUCGACGAUCUACCUACUCGUCUAGCGGCCGGCGGCGCUCUCGCUAUCGUUACGGAAUCCCAUACAGCCUGCGCGGCCAUACUCGAACCGUCAUCAGGCGAGCCGUCGGGAAGGUCGGCGUGGAAGAGGCUGGCGAGCCUGUUGGAGCCAGAAGAGAUAGAGGAGGAAGGGGAGAAGAUUGCCCUCAUCUCGAGCACGCCGCCCGAUGAGGGGUUGAUUUUGAGGGCGGUAUGUGUCCUGCAGAACCUUCUGCAGUAUACGGUGGGGAUGAAGGGGGAGGCGAGGGAGAGGGAGGUGCAGAGGAUAAAGGGGGAUGGGGUGCAAGAGGCGUUGAGAGGGGUGGUGGGCCUGAAAGUGGGGCAGGGGGUUUUGAGGCCUGUAGUGGAGUGUUUGCAGUUGUUGAAGAAGAUGAGUGGAUAG
Messenger RNA from Dioszegia hungarica, 2244 nucleotides. RefSeq lists its product as uncharacterized. Lineage: Eukaryota; Fungi; Basidiomycota; Tremellomycetes; Tremellales; Bulleribasidiaceae. The coding region runs from base 1 to 2244 and encodes 747 amino acids. The record is from RefSeq and is a predicted model, not a curated record. The transcript has a single exon.